AUGAAGACCAGUCAACUAUUUGCUCUCACGGCUGCCGCCGUCACCGGAGCUGAGGCAUACUACAAAGGAUUCAAUAUCGGGGCCAAUCUCGCCAAUGGGGCCUGUCGGAGCGAGUCAGAUUGGGAAUUUGUCUUCAACAAGAUCGCCAGCUUUCCGGGCAACUUCAAGAGCGCCCGGCUGUAUGCUUCCAGCGACUGCAAUACCCUAGCCAACGCGGUCCCUGCCGCCAUCAAAACUGGUACCUCGCUGCUUGUUGGCGUCUGGACCGAAGACAAUACCCAUUACGAGGCAGAAAAACAAGCAUUAUUGGAAGCCAUUCAACAAUACGGACACGAUUGGAUCUUGGCCGUAUCGGUCGGCUCUGAAGACCUAUACCGAGGCGACACGGAUGCAAAUACCCUGGCGUCACAGAUCAACGAUGUUCGCGGUAUGCUCUGGGGUCUUGGAGCUAGCAGCAAGUCUGUUGGACAUGUUGAUACCUGGACCGCGUGGGUAGACCCUGCCAACACGGCAGUGAUCGAAGCGGUUGACUGGCUCGGAAACGAUGCAUACCCCUACUGGCAGGGCGUUGGCAUCGACAAUGGUGCUGCUAGUGACGCAUAUUGGGCUGCAGUCAACCAAGUGCGAGCGGUCGCAGGAGGUCGGGAUGUAUGGACUACUGAGACGGGCUGGCCAAUUUCUGGCGACGCUGUUGGCAGUGCAGUUCCCUCGGUCGACAGUCUGCAAACGUUCUGGUGGCAAGUUUCGUGUGCAAGCUUCAGCAGCCUCAACUACUUCUUUUACGAUGUCGACGACUUCACUGCCUCGCCUAGCUUUGCUGUGGUCGACUCUAACUACGACCCUCUCAUCGACAUGACUUGCGGUUCGUGA
This is a messenger RNA of Fonsecaea nubica, 870 nucleotides long. RefSeq lists its product as hypothetical. Gene Ontology annotation, biological process: cell wall organization; carbohydrate metabolic process. The coding region runs from base 1 to 870 and encodes 289 amino acids. Gene Ontology annotation, molecular function: 1,3-beta-glucanosyltransferase activity; glucan endo-1,3-beta-D-glucosidase activity. Gene Ontology annotation, cellular component: extracellular region; fungal-type cell wall; cell surface. The transcript has a single exon. The record is from RefSeq and is a predicted model, not a curated record. NCBI's taxonomy places the organism in Eukaryota, Fungi, Ascomycota, Eurotiomycetes, Chaetothyriales, Herpotrichiellaceae.